Messenger RNA from Dictyostelium purpureum, 483 nucleotides. RefSeq lists its product as uncharacterized. The transcript has 3 exons. The coding region runs from base 1 to 483 and encodes 160 amino acids. NCBI's taxonomy places the organism in Eukaryota, Evosea, Eumycetozoa, Dictyosteliales, Dictyosteliaceae. The record is from RefSeq and is a predicted model, not a curated record.
AUGCAAAAAAAAACAUCAAAACAAACAAAGCCGGUAUCAAAUAGCAUUAAAUUAAAAUGGGAAUAUUGUGGUAAAGUUACGAAAACAGGUCCUUGUAAAAAUAUAAAAGUAAGAGAUAGAGAUACUUGUUCCAUUCAUGGAAAGAAAAUACCAGAAUAUUGCAAUAAAACUACAAAAAAAGGAAGUAAGUGCAAAGCAACUGCUGGAAAAUGUGUUUUUCAUUCACCAGGUUUUAAACCCAGAGAAAGAAAAGAAAAGGAUGAUGAUUCCUAUUGUAGCGCCGGUACUCUAAGGGGAAGAAGAUGCACAAAAGCAGCUAUUAAUGGCUCAAAGUAUUGUUUUAUUCAUUCAAAUGCACCAAAGGAUCUAUGUGGUGCACCAAAAGUUGAUGGUGGUACUUGUAGAAACGCAAAAUAUUGUUGUUCAUUUCAUUCAUAUAAAUAUAGAGAUAAAGAGAUAGAGAGUGAAAAAGAAGACGAAUAG